This is a messenger RNA of Nannizzia gypsea CBS 118893, 2028 nucleotides long. Its product is annotated as kelch repeat protein. Gene Ontology annotation, molecular function: protein binding. Bases 1 to 2028 code for a protein of 675 amino acids. NCBI's taxonomy places the organism in Eukaryota, Fungi, Ascomycota, Eurotiomycetes, Onygenales, Arthrodermataceae. The transcript is spliced from 3 exons. The record is from RefSeq and is a predicted model, not a curated record.
AUGUCGCUGCCGGUGCCGAUGGCGGUCGGUCGUUUUGCAUCCAAGCCUGCGUCCAUGACGUAUCUCCUGCUCACACUACUUGUUGGAUGUAUACUACCUCAACAAGGCAUACUACAUGCUGAUGCGAGAACGUUAGCACGGCGAGACAAUACUCCCACAGAUGUAUGCAAGCGGUGGUCCCAGCAGACAGCUGUUGUUAACGGCACUCUUUACAUCUACGGUGGCCGAUCGACGACAGAUGCCAACCAGAAGGAUAAAACUUGGAAUGACAAUUUCCUCACUCUGGACUUAAAGUCAAGCUGGGGAAUCUCGGCGCCAAAACUUACCGGCCUUCCUCGAGGUGAUAACGGCCCUCCUCCAGUCUCGAACGGAUAUCUAUGGAACUCCUAUAGUUCACUCUUCCUAUAUGGUGGAGAGUUUUCGGAUAACCCUCCAAAGGACCCCGUUGAUUUUAGUUUGUGGGAAUACAGCAUCCCUUCGUCAUCGUGGAUAGAGCACAAAUCACCAACCACCUCGUCUGGAGAAAACGCUUCACCUGAAAAUAUCCCGGUACAGCGAUCCGCCGAGGGAGCCGGUAUAAACGUUCCAGAUUUAGGCAGAGGCUGGUACUUUGGCGGCCAUCUAGAUGGAUAUACUACCAAGGGCUGGUCGCAGUCUAUCCCAAGAGUGUACCUCAAGUCGAUGAUUGAAUAUACUUUUCCAGGAUAUACCAACAACGGAGUCAAAAUCAACACAGAUGAUAAGCGCGCAGGGCCCGAGGGCGUGUGGCGAAAUAUCACCGAAGGAGGACUACAGGACUCUGCAGGUUUCACUGAACGCGCUGAUGGAGUGUUGGUGUAUAUACCCGGUUUUGGUAAAGAAGGCAUCAUCCUUGGUCUUGCUGGUGGUACAAAUGCUACUUUUACUCAAAUGAACGUUAUCGAUGUGUUUGACAUCGCUAGUUCAAAAUGGUAUAAGCAAGCUACUAGCGGGAAGACUCCAAAGAUCAGAGUAAACCCGUGCGCAGUCGCUGCGUCCGCAGCCGAUGGGAGCAGUACGCAGGUCUACCUAUUUGGUGGGCAAAAUUUGAUACCCUAUGGAGAACAGAUCCAGUAUAACGACAUGUGGAUUCUAUCGAUCCCUAGUUUCACAUGGAUCGAAGCUAAGACGGAUGGUCAAUCCGUUCCUCCAGCGAGAGCUGGACAUACGUGUAAUAUAUGGAACUCCCAAAUUGUGGUGACGGGAGGCUACGUGGGACAAGAUCUGAGCUGUGAUAGCCCAGGUAUAUACGUAUUUGAUGCAUCAGAAUUGACCUGGAACAACCAAUAUACGGCGCUUAAAGGUGGAAAUGAUUUGAACCAGCAAGCCUCGCAAACUCGAGACGGCAGUGGCCUUGGAGGUAGCUAUGGAUAUCGAGUCCCGAAAGUGGUUCAAUCUGUCAUAGGAGGCGACGAUACGGGAAAGGCAACCCAGACAAUCCCCGCUGUCGCGCCAACAGAUGGGCCCUUAGCUACAGGCCAACCUCUCAUAUACACCGUCCUUCCAACUUCCACUUCCGGUCCGCAUACAGGUAAGGACGACGACGAAAACGGCCCCAACAUCGCAGCAAUUAUCGCAGGCGUUAUUGCUGGUUGCCUUGGUGUCCUGGCCAUAUAUCUCGGCUUCGUCACCUGGCUCUAUCGCCGGCGUCUUGCUAUCUAUAAGAGCCAUCUCGCAGCCACGCAACGCUCUUCAAUUGGGAGCUACGGAGACAAAAUCUCAUCCUUUCCACCGCGGUACUCGGACCACACAAGUAGUAGCAAUGUGCUGGGGAUAACCGGUUCAACGGGUAACCUAACGACUACUACUUCAACGCGCAUGUCGUGGAUGGGCGGAGACGUUCAGGGGCAUCACCACACACGAAGCAGCAGCGGUGGGAACUUCGAUCAUUUAGGCCAACCUGGGCCGUCCGCUAGUAGCAGUGUGGAGGAUCUACUCGCUGGGCAGGAACCGACUUUCCUGGGCGUCAUGUUGAAUCCACGGCAGACCCUGAGGGUUAUCAAUCAAUAA